AUGGUUUCUAUUAAUUCAUCUCUUCGAUGGAAAUACCUUUAUAAUGUCUUGUCUAAAGCAGGCCCACACAGUGACGAGGACUGGUUGCCUGGAUCAGAGACGAUUAAUGCACUUGAAUCUUCAAAAGUCCUGGUUAUCGGCGCUGGAGGUCUGGGAUGUGAGAUCCUGAAGAACCUGGCCUUGUCUGGGUUCAAAGACAUCCAUGUUAUCGACAUGGACACCAUUGAUAUCUCCAACCUGAAUCGACAAUUCUUGUUCCGUCAAUCGGAUAUCGGCAAACCUAAAGCGGAAGUUGCUGCCUCAUUCGUAGAAAGACGGGUUAAAGGAGUCAAGAUUACCCCAUAUGUGGGAAAAAUCCAAGACAAGGAUGAAGAUUACUACAUGCAAUUCAAAAUCAUUGUAUGCGGCCUCGAUAGCAUUGAGGCUAGACGGUGGAUCAAUGCAACACUCAUUGGCAUGGUCGAUGGCGACGACCCGGAAAGUUUGAAGCCGCUUAUCGAUGGUGGCACGGAAGGAUUCAAGGGUCAGGCCCGUGUGAUCCUGCCCACACUGUCCUCAUGUAUCGAGUGCCAACUUGACAUGCAUGCCCCCAGGCCUGCUGUCCCACUUUGUACGAUUGCAACUAUCCCCCGACAACCCCAGCAUUGUAUUGAAUGGGCCCAUCAAAUUGCCUGGCAAGAGCAGCGCAAAGAUGACACCUUCGACAGCGAUGACCUGGAGCACAUCAAUUGGAUCUACAACACUGCCCUCGAGCGUGCGGGGCAGUUCAACAUCCACGGCGUCACGUUCCAGAUGGCUCAAGGAGUGGUGAAAAACAUCAUCCCGGCGAUUGCAUCUACAAAUGCUGUCAUCGCGGCCUCAACCACCUCCGAAGCGUUGAAGAUUGCCACCUCGUGCAAUCCCUAUCUCGAAAAUUAUAUGAUGUAUGCUGGCGAGGAGGGGGUAUAUACUUACACCUUCGAGGCGGAGAAGAAACCGGAUUGUCCUGUCUGCGGCAAUCUGGCGCGGAAGAUGACGGUGGAUCCGGAUAUGACGCUGGAUGCUUUCAUCGAGACUCUGGGCGAGAGACCUGAAGCCCAGCUGAAGAAGCCCAGCAUGAGAACAGAAGAGAGGACACUCUACCAGCGGUUCCCACCCCAGUUGGAGGAACAGACGCGGGCAAAUCUGAAGUGCAAGCUCAGGGACCUGGUUGCAGAUGGGCAGGAAAUCGCAGUCAGCGACCCUGCGUAUACAAUCGACUUCCGCUACCGAUUGGCGUUUAGCUAG
Molecule: messenger RNA, 1266 nt
Organism: Aspergillus tanneri
Lineage: Eukaryota; Fungi; Ascomycota; Eurotiomycetes; Eurotiales; Aspergillaceae
Product: NEDD8-activating protein UBA3
Exons: 6
Coding region: 1-1266 (421 amino acids)
Biological process (GO): protein neddylation
Cellular component (GO): cytoplasm; nucleus
Molecular function (GO): NEDD8 activating enzyme activity
Source: RefSeq, a predicted model, not a curated record